GAAUCUUGAUGUAUAUAAAUAGACAUAUCCUCCUCGAUCAUUCACACAAAUCACAAUAGAAUUUCUUACUAUUUAAGUAAAACAAACUUAUUAGCUUGCUUUGUUUAUCUUUUGCACCUUUCUUAACUAAUUAAGGAAAUGGCUCAAGAAGUUGCCAAGGCACAAGUGAUCGAGCCAUACGGGCCUUAUGGUUCUCAGUUGCCACAAACCUAUCGCUUCCAACUUGCAGAAGGUGAACGUAUCUCAGCAUUCUCGGUAAGGCAUGGAUACAUUAUCGAUGCAAUCAGUUUCGUGGUGACUAAGAAAGACGGAAGUACCUACACUGAGAAGUUUGGUGGCAAUGGCGGAAGCGAAUCAAAGGUUACUCUCAAAGCUGGCGAAUACGUGACAAGAAUUACUGGGACGUACGGAAACUAUGAGUAUAAUAAGGGUGGUCCCGUUAUAGCCACACUCAAGAUAUGCACUAAUUUAAACCCGGCUGGAUAUGGAACUUAUGGAGGUUUUCCAAAUGGACAAGCUUUUGAAUCUCCUGCGAAAACUGAUGGUCCUGUAGUCGGAACUUUUGGAAGGAGUGGUGAAUUUCUCGAGUCUUUGGGAAUUUUAAUCAGGAAGGAAUUCAAAAAGUCUAGCUCUUGAAGACAGUCUGCAAAAAUGCAAUGAAUAAACCAUGGUGUGCACCAGGACUUUUAAAACGCUUUCAAUAAGCCACGAAUGUAUUCUAUAAGUGGCCUCGAUCUCAAGUAUGAUUUGUAAUCAUAAACUCUGAGUGAUGUACUAUCUUUAAUGUUUGCCCUAUGUGGCUAUGUGGUGUUAUACUAUAAUAUACCAUUAAUCUACCGUCGAUCUUUCUUCUUUA
This is a messenger RNA of Beta vulgaris subsp. vulgaris (sugar beet), 856 nucleotides long. Its product is annotated as protein GOS9. Bases 139 to 636 code for a protein of 165 amino acids. The transcript is spliced from 4 exons. Lineage: Eukaryota; Viridiplantae; Streptophyta; Magnoliopsida; Caryophyllales; Amaranthaceae. The record is from RefSeq and is a predicted model, not a curated record.